Acanthopagrus latus (yellowfin seabream) is the source of this 2672-nucleotide messenger RNA. It is a transcript of the gene lrp11, whose product is annotated as low density lipoprotein receptor-related protein 11. The record is from RefSeq and is a predicted model, not a curated record. Gene Ontology annotation, molecular function: serine-type endopeptidase inhibitor activity; protein binding. Lineage: Eukaryota; Metazoa; Chordata; Actinopteri; Spariformes; Sparidae. The transcript is spliced from 9 exons. The coding region runs from base 229 to 1896 and encodes 555 amino acids.
UCACGCGGCCGCCCCCCUCCUCACCAUGACAACAACGGAUUUUUAGCAUCGUCAGAGGACACACCGUUAGCUCAUGGCUCCGAGGCCAAUGUUGUGUUAAACAGCGGGUUUAACAUUAGAACAACGGAGAAAGAGCUCAUGUAGGAAGGUUUUAUUUGCUCUGUGGACCCUCAUGCGUCGGACACCAGCCGGAGGCAGAGGGAGAGGCCGUCUUACUGCGUGAACAACAUGGCUCUUCCGACUCAGCAUCCCUGGCUGCUGCUGCUGCUCGCUUGUGCUGUGCUGCUGGCCGCAGCCCGACAUGUCGACGCUCGCUCGUUGCCGAUAUCAGACCUCAAAUCCAAAAUAUCAGGGGUGGAGGAGCUGCUGGAGGAAUUCCGCAAGCAGCUCCAGCAGGACCAGGCGUACAAGGUGGGCGACGUGAUCGACUCGUGCGUGGGCGACUUCAACGCCGUCGGGGAGCGCAUCAUCAAGGCCAGAGCCUCCAUCGAGCAGGGGGCCACCUUCCUGUUGGCCCCGGGGAGUGUGUACACCUGGAAGGACUGCCUGCACGCCUGCUGCUCCCAGCCUCACUGCACCGUGGCGGUGGUCCAGGAGGACCCGAGGCAGCCCGGGGAGAGCCUCAGCUGCUACCUGUUCAACUGCACCUAUAGGAACAAAAAUGUCUGCUCCUUCGCCCCGCAGGAAGGCUUCAGUACGUACAGCCGGACCGCCAACACAACGCAGGGACACCUCCCUGUUUCACCCGGAGGCUCAGCCCGGAGGCCCGGGGAAGGACAUCCUGAGGAGGAUGAUACACAAGAUGUGGAUGAGCCUCCUCGCAGUGACGCUGGACAGGAUGUGGUGAUCCAGCUGCCCACAGACUGGGCUGUCCUGGAUGGACGGGACAGUGUGGACGACCACGGCAUCAACCACUAUGAAUGGACACUCGUCAGAGGGGACACAGCCAUUAACAUGAAAGCAACUCAUCCAGGGCUGCUGAAGAUCAGCGGUCUCCAGGAGGGUAUCUACACUUUCCAGAUGACUGUCACUGACACAGCAGGCCAGAAGAGCUCUGACAAUGUCUCCGUCACAGUGCUGGCACCAAAACACCAAGCAGAAGUGUGUACUGGUCACUGUUCAAACUACCAGUUCAAGUGUGAUGACGGUUGCUGUAUUGACAUCACAUAUGCCUGUGAUGGGAAGCAGCACUGUCCAGACCGCUCUGAUGAAGACUUCUGCCCAAACUUUGACAGCAGCAGGAAGUCAGUGACCCACCCUGCCAAUCCAUCAAGCCCUCAUCAGUCUGUAGCUCAGACAGAGGCCGGGGACGACUCUAUGACCGGGCCCAGAAAGACCGUAGAGACCAUCGUACCACCUCAGGACAGAAGCAAAGCCACUGCUCCACAAAGUCCCAGUCAACAAGAGGCUCCAGGCAGUCAGGACCCAUGUGCUUCAGCUCCUGUUGUUGGACCCUGCAAAGGCACAUUCCCACGCUGGUACUAUGACCAAAAUGCAGGAGAAUGCAAACACUUCCUGUAUGGCGGUUGCCAGGGAAACCAUAACAACUUCCUGCAGCAGUCGGACUGUGUCAGUGAAUGUAUACAAAAAAGUCCAGCUUUCAAACCAGCAACCGUGGCUCCUCCGAUCACCAAACAGACUGAGAUUGCUGCCCCUAAAGUCUCCCAGAGCCAACCACAGAGUGACAUCCCCAUCUCCAAACCAUUUGCAGUAAUGGGAGGACAUCCAGGACCAGAGUCAGGUGCAAUCCUCCCGCUGGCUCUGGGCCUCAUCAUCACCGCUCUGCUGCUGCUCAUGAUCGGCUGUCGUCUCAAACUCGUUCGUCACAAGCUGAAGAAAACCCGACCCCUCACCACAGAGGAGUCAGAUUACCUCAUCAAUGGCAUGUACCUGUAGCCAAUCAGCUGCGGGCAGCAAAUACAAGCGUUUCGGGAUCUGAGAAAGAGAACCGUGGGAAGCCUGAGCCAGGCCUUUUUGAAUUUUCAGAUUUGUCCUCACUUCAGGUUGGAAACAUCCCAACGCUCUGCUGUCAUGAACGUUUCUGAACACACUGAUGAACGCGUCUGACGGGUAAAUCUGCUGUUGAUUGAUGCUGCCUUCAAAGCCAUUGACACAUAUUCAGAUGCUUGUGAAUUCAUAUUUAUGUUGUCCUAAGAAAAUAUGAUUGUAAAUCCAUGAUGAAAGAGUAAACAUUCCUAGUACGAAACUGAUACAUAGUUGUCUGUAUUCCCAAAAUGACUUCUAGGAUACAUAUGGUAAAAGACGUGUUGUUAAAAUGAAUUUGAUCCUCAAUUACUGGUUACUUUGACGUUAAAGAGGUGCUGCACACAGAGAUGCUGUAUUUCUGCCACUGGGUGACACUAAUGUGCCAUAUUUCUGCUGUACAUUUUGCCUGAGUUAACUUGCCUGAGGGCAGAAAUGUGACACAUUGUAGUGCUUGUCUAGCACGUUUUGACAGAUUAGGAAUUGACAAAUUCUUCCCAAAGUUUCUCAGAAUCUUAUGAAGCCAUAACAAAUUGUAUAGUUAAAAUUCUAUUCCUGUCAAAGGUUUGUUGCAUAUUUUUCUUUACUAAGCAAUCUUGUGUAGAGUAUGUGCUACAUCUGCGCAGAUGUAUUCCUUCAAAGUGCUGUCUUUCAUGUGAGAUAUUAAAGUUUAUUAUAUAUCAAAAACA